This is a messenger RNA of Oppiella nova, 1430 nucleotides long. Lineage: Eukaryota; Metazoa; Arthropoda; Arachnida; Sarcoptiformes; Oppiidae. The record is from the annotation of a GenBank genome assembly.
CAUAUAGUGAAUAUGAUUCAAGAGAGACAGCGGUUGCCGUCGGGACCGGUAGGCCUACCAGUGGUCGGGUAUUCGCCAUUUCUGGGCCAACACCCGCACAAAGCCAUCACUAAAUUGGGUGACAAAUACGGAUCAGUUUUCACGUUACAAUUAGGAGUGAAUAAUGUAGUGGUUCUUAACGAUUGGGAGGCUGCGAGGGAUGCCUUCAAUAAGGAUGCCUUCUUAGGAAAACCACUUCACACGGCGUUUACUGUACUCACUGAAGCUAAAAGUUUAAUCGAUGAAAAUGGGGACGUAUGGAGAGAUCAGAGGAGGUCUGCCCUACAAGUGCUCCGAGACUUAGGCUUCGGGAAGGGCUCUAUGGAGGAGAGGAUUAUCGAUGAGAUCAGUUAUCUUACAAAAUGUAUCGAUGAGACUAAUGGUGAGCCCAUGGAUAUACACGAAGUACUGGUGCCGAGUAUGUCCAACAAUAUCAGUCACCUGUUGUUUGGCCACCGAUUUGAUUACAAUGAGCCCCGAAGAAAGAUCUUUGACAAAUUCUUAGACGAGACCUCAUCCAGGUUCUCCAUUAUAGGAACGAUAGCCAUGUCGCCCAUUUGGUUCAGCAAAAUAUUUUUUAAGCUUGGUAAUAUAAUCAAUAGGAGUGGUUUCGAUGCGAUGGUUAGCAUAUUUGAAUCGGAGAUCUCUUCGCACCGGAAGUCUUUGGACACCAAUAAUAAGAGGGAUUAUAUCGACGGAUACUUAGCGGAGAUGGAAGUGAGACAACGAAAGGAUCCCAACACUCACUUCACCCUGAAGGCAUUGGAUGCAAACGCCAGAGCAUUCUUCGGGGCCGGCAGUGAGACGGUGAGGACGACCACUGAAUGGUUGCUAUUAUUGUCCGCCAAAUACAGCGAACACCAGAAGAGGAUUCACGAAGAGAUCGAUUCUGUGGUCGGAAGAGAUCGGAGUCCCUGUUAUGCCGACAGACUUCAUAUGCCGUUCACUCAGGCAUUCAUUAACGAAGUGAUGAGAUAUAAGACUACUAUUCCUGUAAAUCUGAUGAGAAGGACAACAGAAGACACGUCAGUUUUGGGUCAUUUCAUACCUAAAGACACACAAGUUUUAGCCAAUAUAUGGGCCGUUCAUAACGAUCCCAAAGUAUGGCAUAAACCACAAGAGUUUAGUCCCAAACGAUUCCUUACAAGUGAUGACAAAGAAGUGAUUAAAAUCGAUGCUUGGAUACCAUUUUCUUACGGUAAACGCAAUUGUGUCGGAGAAACGUUAGGACGAGUGGAGGUAUUCCUGUAUUUCGUAUCACUUCUACAAAAAUACACAAUAAGUGCAGCAAAUGAUGAGGUGUUGACUCUGGAGGAGAGGUUUGGCCUAUCAUUACAACCAAAACACAAACCAAUUCUUAUAUUUAAUAAGCGGUACUAAGUUUGUGCCGA